Messenger RNA from Capronia coronata CBS 617.96, 1056 nucleotides. RefSeq lists its product as uncharacterized. The record is from RefSeq and is a predicted model, not a curated record. Lineage: Eukaryota; Fungi; Ascomycota; Eurotiomycetes; Chaetothyriales; Herpotrichiellaceae. The coding region runs from base 1 to 1056 and encodes 351 amino acids. Gene Ontology annotation, molecular function: oxidoreductase activity, acting on the CH-OH group of donors, NAD or NADP as acceptor. The transcript is spliced from 3 exons.
AUGAACUACGAAUUCCCCAAACCGCCACGCUCUCUGGCCGGCAAAGUGGCCAUCGUAACCGGCGCCGGUGCAGCAGGUGAUGGAAUCGGCAACGGCCGCGCCUGUGCCAUUCUGCUCGCAGAGGACGGAUGCGCUGUGGUUUGCGUGGACCGUGACCUAAAACUGGCUCAGCGAACGGUUGAGAUGAUUGAGGCUGAAAGAGAAACCACCACCACCACCACCAGCACGACACCACACAUACAAAAGCAAGGCCAAAGCCAAAGCCAGGAUGAUCCAGACACAGACCGUACCACUACUCCCCUUGCCAUCGCCAUCGCCGCAGACGUCAGCAUCGAAGCAGACUGCAAAAGAAUCGUCGACACCACCCUCCACCACUUCGGCCGGCUCGACAUCCUCAUCAACUGCGUCGGCAUUGCCGGGGCGCCGGGCACAGCUGUCGACGUCGACAUGACGGCCUGGGCGGCGUCAAUGCAAGUCAACGUGGCUAGUAUGGUCAUGAUGACCAAAUACGCUGUGCCGGCCAUGAUAUAUAAGCGUCCUAACAACAGCAACAGCAACACCGACAACAACUCCGAAACCGAAACCGACACUAAUCCCGACACAUCCAUAUACACCGAGAUUGAUCCAAACUGGAUGUAUCGCGGCAGCAUCGUCAACAUGAGUUCGGUGGCCGGCCUGAAGGGCGGAACUCCACAUUUGUUGUAUCCGACGUCAAAAGGCGCCAUUGUCAACAUGACCCGCGCCAUGGCUGCGCAUCAUGCGCCGCAGGGGGUUCGGGUCAAUUGUGUUUGUCCCGGUAUGGUGUAUACUCCUAUGAUGUAUGCUGGUGGAAAACAGCCGAAAAAGAAAAUGUCCGAAGCAGCCCGUCAAGCGAGAAAGAACCGUAGUCUGCUCAAAACAGAAGGGAAUGGCUGGGAUGUCGGCACGGCCGUGAGGUUUCUCGCAGGACCACAGGCGAGAUGGUUGACGGGGGUCAUUCUGCCGGUCGAUGCGGGUGCCACGGCAGCGGUGGGGACGGAUGUGCCUGAUUUGAAGGCGGCGAGUGUGAAUGGAUAG